UGUCUUUUCCAACACGUCUUCAGAUACUUUGGCAUCCCAGAGAAUAUAGUUUCGGACAGAGGAACACAAUUUACCUCCAGAGUAUGGAAAGCGUUCUUCAAACUCCUUGAUGUGACUGUGAGUUUAUCAUCUGGGUAUCAUCCUCAAACAAACGGACAAACAGAACGCAAAGUCCAAGAGGUUUGUCGCUUCCUCCGAACCUUCUGCCACAGCCACCAGAACUCUUGGAGCCAGUUUCUACCAUGGGCCGAGUACGCACAGAAUUCCUUACGACAACUCACCACAGGUCUCACCCCUUUCCAGUGCGUACUCGGUUACCAACCCCCCAUGUUUCCAUGGACCGAAGAACCAUGUGAAGUCCCUUCCGUCCAGCACUGGUUCCAAGAGAGCGAGAGGGUCUGGGACUCAGCACACCAUCAUCUCCAAGCAGCCAUCCGACACCAUCAACAACAGGCUGAUGCCAGGCGAGCCCCAACGCCCAAUUUCAAGGUUGGGGACAAGGUUUGGCUCUCCACACGAUACAUCCGUCUCCGUUUACCUUGUAAAAAGCUGAGUCCCAAAUACAUUGGACCAUUUAAAAUCAUCAAGGAGGUCAAUCCGGUAGCCUUUCAAUUACGUCUCCCACCCCAAUACAGGAUUCACCCAGUCUUCCACACAUCCCAGUUAAAACAUUAUUACUCACCUGUCUCUUCUGUUCCCCCCACAGGACCUGGUGAAGAGGCCCCCCCUCUGGAUGAGGACAAUAACAUCUACACGGUCAAAGAAAUCCUGGACUCCAGACGUCGAGGUGGGCGACUAGAAUACCUUGUAGAUUGGGAGGGAUUUGGACCUGAAGAACGAGCCUGGGUACCUCGAGAUGACAUCUUGGAUCCCGAACUUCUACGAGAGUUUCACCACACUCAUCCAAAUAAACCUGCUCCGAGGCCCAGAGGUCGCCCCCCUUGACGUCAGCGGAACCCACGGUC
This is a messenger RNA of Carassius auratus (goldfish), 965 nucleotides long. RefSeq lists its product as uncharacterized. NCBI's taxonomy places the organism in Eukaryota, Metazoa, Chordata, Actinopteri, Cypriniformes, Cyprinidae. The record is from RefSeq and is a predicted model, not a curated record. Bases 328 to 945 code for a protein of 205 amino acids. The transcript has a single exon.